ACCAACUUUCGCGCAUCGCCACCAUGCGGCAAUGUUUGCAAACACAGAAAUGGGUCAAUGCGGGGUUCUGUUCUUGUUGACAUUGGUCUCGUUCAAAUUCAUUCAAGACAUGCCUUUUCGUUCUUCUGAUGUGCCAACUGCAGGGAAGUAGGAUUAACUUUCAUUGGUCUCGUUCAAAUUCUUUCAAGACAUGCCUUUUCAUUCUUCUGAUGUGCUAACUGCAGGGAAGUAGGAUUAACUUUCAUGUAUGCCAAGCAGCGGUAGCAGUAAAAUACUCUUUAAAGGAAAGGAAUGUAUUUUCAAGUUCUGGUAUUUUCGAGCUUCCGUAUGUGCAACCGCAAUAAUAUUCCCCGAGCCCCGGAUACUUCUGAAAGCGUCCAUGUUAUAUGUAACUAGCUACAGGUCACGAGUUAUCUGUUCAUCAUCUGCUGAAGAUGGAUCAAUAUGGGAGAUAUGAAAGCAGUGGUCAGCCAGAAGAGCUUUUUGAUCACUCAUUACAUUGGAGCAAGGUUAAAGAGGAGGCUGAAGAAUGUCCGAUAUCAGCUGUCUCUUUAGGAGUUGAAACAUCCCAGGUUUGUCCAAAGGAGGACCCCGAUGAACAAGAUCCUUCCUUUGACCCAGUUUCAGACAUCCAUGGAGUCACAGAGCAAGAGUGUGGACAUAAAGGCAUGACACAUCUAAAGGUGCUGCCUUCUCCAGUCCCAGUCAAAGAGGAGUCUGAAGAAUGCUCCCUUCUGCCAGUAGAUGAAGAGGAAGUUGCCUUAAUUACAGUGAAGAAGGAAGAGCAUGAAGACUGGUUGAAGUCAGAAGAUGAGGAUGUUGUGAAGGUGUCAAUGCCUUGGGAGCCGUUGGAAACACCAUCAUCAUCAUGCUCAGAUACAGAGGAUACAGAGGACAGUGAGAUGGAAAGUGAUAAUGUGCGGGACUGUGAAAACCAUGAGCGUGAUGUUUCAAGAGGAGUGAAGAUUAAAGAUUGUAGCAGGACAUCAUUGGAUCCAGGGACGGCACCAGAUACAGAUGAGAAAGCUAAUGCUGUUGAUUUCAGUGGCUUUGAAGGGGGGUCCUCCUUCUACCCCUGCCCCCAUUGUGCAAUCGGCUUCACCAUAGAACGCUUUUUCCUUGGGCACCUCAAGAGGGACCACCCUAAAGAUUACAUCGCAAUGCUGAAGACUGGGAAAAUCAAAGCCUAUAAAAGAGGGAGUUUACGGGUGACCCCAGCCACAUGCCCGCAAUGUGGCAAGAGCUUCACCAAUAAAUAUGUUAUGCAAACGCAUCAGAGGACUCAUGCAGGGAAGAAAUCCCAUCACUGUGCAGACUGUGGGAAGAGCUUUGUCUACGCUGAUGCACUUAAAAGACACAGAUGGACUCACACUGGGGAGACCAUAUAAAUGCUCUUGAGUGUGGGAAAGGAUUCAGCGGACAAACCGAUCUGACCAGCCAUGAAAUUAUCCAUACAGGAGAGGGACGAUAUAAAUGCUCUGUGUGGGAAAGGAUUCAAUCAGGACGUAACAUAAAACGUCAGCAACGAUUCUGUGUAAAGACCGAGCAAAGUUGUAAUGCAAGAAGUACAUAUAUGAUCUUUAGUGAGUAGGUUUCAGAGGAUGGCAAUAAAGAACAUAUUUUGAAUAUAUAAUAAUGUAAUACACUGUCACCUAAUUCAAAGUCUGUUCUUGGUACAUUGGUCUAGUUGAAAAUGUAAAUCAUUCAAGACAGGCCUUUUCCUUAUCUGAUGUAACUGUACGGCAGUAGGAUUAAUGUUCAUAUAUGCCCAGCAGAUGGCAGUAAAAUACAUCUUUAAAGGCAAAUAAAAGAUUUUCAAAUUGG
Messenger RNA from Coregonus clupeaformis (lake whitefish), 1824 nucleotides. RefSeq names its product histone-lysine N-methyltransferase PRDM9-like. Gene Ontology annotation, biological process: regulation of transcription by RNA polymerase II. Lineage: Eukaryota; Metazoa; Chordata; Actinopteri; Salmoniformes; Salmonidae. The record is from RefSeq and is a predicted model, not a curated record. Bases 435 to 1388 code for a protein of 317 amino acids. Gene Ontology annotation, molecular function: RNA polymerase II cis-regulatory region sequence-specific DNA binding; DNA-binding transcription factor activity. The transcript is spliced from 6 exons.